UUACAUGUUACGACUUCUUAAGAUUAAUUUUCAUUAUUUUGCGCUCUAUUAUACAGAUUCUCAACAGGCUAAAAAUCCUUAAUUUCAGUCAUUCUCAGAACCUUGUUAAAACACCAAACUUGCACAGUUCAAGUCUAGAGAAACUAAUUCUGGAAGGUUGCUCGAGUUUAGUUGAGGUGCAUCAAUCAAUUGGACAUUCGACGAGCCUCGUUUUCUUGAAUCUGGAGGGAUGUUGGAGUCUGAAGACUCUCCCUGAAAGCAUUGGCAAUGUAAAGUCUCUUGAAACUCUGAAUAUUUCUGGGUGUUCACAACUUGAGAAAUUGCCAGAACGCAUGGGUGAUAUGGAAUCCUUAACUGAGCUGCUAGCCGAUGGGAUUGAAAAUGAGCAAUUUCUCUCUUCAAUUGGACAAUUAAAGCAUGUCAGAAGGUUAUCAUUGUGUCGAAACCGUUCGGCUCCACCAAGUUCUUCUUUGAUUUCAGCAGGUGUUUUGAAUUGGAAACGGUGGCCGCCAACAUCUUUCAUUGAAUGGAUAUCAGUGAAACGUCUUGAGCUUUCUAAUGGUGGUUUGUCUGAUCGCGCAACUAACUGUGUUGAUUUUAGGGGUUUGUCCGCUCUAGAGCAUUUGGAUCUAGAUGGAAACAAAUUCUCUAGCCUUCCUUCUGGGCUCGGCUUCCUUCCCAAGCUAAGGUGGUUGUCUGUUCAGGCAUGCAAAUAUCUUGUAUCAAUCCCAGAUCUUCCCUCAAGUUUAGACUUUUUGUUUGCAGCUCAUUGCAAAUCAUUGAAAAGAGUAAGAAUACCAAGCGAGCCAAAAAAAGAACUAUAUAUAGGACUAGAGAACAGUCAUUCGUUAGAAGAGAUUCAGGGCAUCGAAGGUCUAAGUAAUAGUUUCUGGUAUAUUCGUGUUGAUAAGCACAAUAAUUCACCAAAUAAAUUACCGAAAAACGUUAUUGAGGUACUAUUUCUUUCAGUCUCUCUUGCACAAAAAGUAAACACACAAUUAGCACAUGCAUCGAUAUUUAUUAUAUGUCAUCGAUAUUGAAUAAUGAUUUAUUUUCUAGCAUAAAUUAUGUUUGAAAUAAAAUUGAUAAAAAACAUGAAUACACAAUUAUUGAUGGGAUGGUAUAUAAAAAUAAUUAAAUUGAAAUUUUUUAAUUAUUUUUAAACAUAUCAUGGUUUUAGGUACAUC
This is a messenger RNA of Populus trichocarpa (black cottonwood), 1187 nucleotides long. RefSeq names its product disease resistance-like protein DSC1. The record is from RefSeq and is a predicted model, not a curated record. The transcript has a single exon. Gene Ontology annotation, molecular function: protein binding. Lineage: Eukaryota; Viridiplantae; Streptophyta; Magnoliopsida; Malpighiales; Salicaceae. Bases 333 to 1040 code for a protein of 235 amino acids.